Molecule: messenger RNA, 17274 nt
Organism: Mus musculus (house mouse)
Lineage: Eukaryota; Metazoa; Chordata; Mammalia; Rodentia; Muridae
Gene: Ckap5
Product: cytoskeleton associated protein 5
Exons: 45
Coding region: 10697-16819 (2040 amino acids)
Biological process (GO): spindle organization; microtubule polymerization; protein-containing complex organization
Cellular component (GO): centrosome; spindle; spindle pole
Molecular function (GO): tubulin binding; microtubule plus-end binding; microtubule plus end polymerase activity
Source: RefSeq, a predicted model, not a curated record
UGUUAAAUGAAUGAACAAGAGCACGGGAGGGCUGUGGUGGGUGUGAAGGGCCUAGUUGUCUCCUCCGAGCCGGGACCAGAGCCUGGUGCCUGGGCCUGCCUCCAUCCCUGCGUCCACUACCUGUGAUGAUUUUGUAAGGAUGCUGUUCAUUCGCCGCCCCGCCCUUGGUUUUCUCCCUCAGAAAGUGUCAGCAGAGUUCAGGGAUUUUGCAGCUCUGAAGGUUUCCGGCACCAGUACAAUAGCCAGCAGGGUAGGUGAGCCAGGCCUUGCCGCUAGGUGAAUGAGAUUCUCACUUUUUAGCGCUUAGCAAAUCCUUGUUGAGAGAGCUGCCCAAAGUCGUGGUAAUUGCUAUGCAAGAUUGAAUGCAUCCCAUUUUGUUUCUUGCGGAGGGCAGGAUGAAAGAGAUGUUGCCAGAGAGGCUGCUGUGUGUAAAAGAAUAUAUUCUUGUUGAUGAAUCUUAACAAUGAGUUUCUGAUUCAGCACCAGUAGAGGUUUUUGCAGAACUUGUCCCAAAUUUAUGCAUGACUCUUAAUUCUCCUAGGAACCAAGGCAUUAAAUCUUGGCCCAGAUAGGAUGCUUGUAUUACAUUAUGCAUAAUUAUAGAACUGGAAACUCAUUUUUAGAAAGGUGAAAUAUUUUUUCUCCAUUUUCAUCACCCUGAAAACAUCUUCUGUGACCUAAAGAGCGAGAAUAUAAAUCAAGUUAAUGGUCAUUUGAGACUUUUCUAAAGUGACUGGUCAAGUACGAUUUAAUAAAGAGAAAAUCAAAAUCAACUUUUUUUUUUCCAAUAUAAGUUAAAUCACUGUAGUAAGCCUGUAAUGAAAAAAUUGUACACAAAACUUUUACUUUUUUUUUUUACCUGGGGCUGGAGAGAGGACUCAGUAUUUAGGGGGCAAUGGUUGCUUUUCAAAGGAGUUGGGUCUAGUCCCAGCAGCCACAACCGUUUGUAACUUCAGGACCAUGGGGACUGAUGCCCACUUCUGGCAUCCAUGGGUGCUGCAUAUACGUGAUACACACACACACACACACACACACACACACAUACACACUGGCAAAACACCUAUACAUAUACAUAUUUUUAAGGACCUUUUGUUUAUUUUUGUGAGUGGGUGCAUAUGCUUGGUGUCAGGCAAAUUGCCUGACGUCUAUCGUGUGGGUCUGGGGACCAAACCUUAGUUGUCAGGCUUGGCAGAAAACACCCUUACCAUUUAACCCUCCUCUCUGGUCCCAACAUUUUUACAUACGUUUUUAAUGCUGUUCACAUAAGGAGGUGGCAAGCAAAGGUAUUCCAUUACAAUAUGCCAUAUACUUUCCUCUCUUUUAAAGUUUGGAUUAUCAAUUUUGAGUUAUGUGGGCUGGUGUGUGGUAAUUCAGCAGCAGCAGUUCAGUUUGGAAAGAGCAAUUAAAAAUAAUUAACUUCUUUAACAAUAGCUUUGGAUAGUGUUAAAAUAUUUUUUCCCAAGAUUUAUGAGUAUUCGUUCUGUAUAUGUAUGUGUAGCAUGGAUGUGCUUGUCCCCACAGACUUCCUUCAGAAGAAGGCAUUGGAUUCCCUGGAACUGGAGUCACAGAUGCUUAUAAGCAGACAUGUGGGUGCUGGGAACCAAACUUGGGUCCUCUGCAAGAGCAACAAGUGUACUUAAGUCUGAGCUGUUUCUCCAGUUCCCAGUGGUUAAAAAUCUUGAUGAAGAUGAAAACUUGCAAGGCAUGAUGGUUCACACCUCUAAUUUUAAUAUGUGGGAGACUGAAGCAGGAAGAUGGCUGUGAGCAUGAGACUAGCCUGGGCUACAUAGUUAGUUCCUGGCCAAAAUAGAUUGCAGAGUGAGACUGUCUCAAAAAACAGCACAAACCUAACAAGAGCAAAUGAAAACUUUAUAAUUUAGUAAAGCCAGGCUGUCUAGUGCCUGGGAGAUUGAUGGCUGUUGGAUAUUAAACAUUAUACUAGAUUCAAGGAACACAUUUGUGAGCCUGGGGAAAAAAGCGCCUGAGGGAGUUUAACAUAUUUAUCUUUUGAACAAUUUACAAUAGUACAUUACAGUUUCUAUAAUCUCUCUAGCUUAGCCUGGGGCCUUGAACAAAGUAAGAUUCUUAAAUAUGUUUACUACCAGUAGCUAAUUAUGAUGGUUUGUAUAUGCUUGGCCCAGGGAAUGACACUAUUAGGAGGUGUGGCCUUGGUGGAGUAGGUGUUUUACUGGAGACAUGGGCUUUAAGACCCUCAUCCUAGCUGCCUGGAAGCCAGUCUUUUCCUAGUGGCCUUCAGAUGAAGAUGUAGAACUCUCAGCUCCUCCUGCACCUUGCUUGCCUGGACGCUGCCAUGUUCCCACCUUGAUGAUAAUUGACUGAGCCUCUGAGCCUGUAAGCUAGCACCAAUUAAAUGUUGGCCUUAUAAGAGUUGCCUUGGUCAUGGUAUCUAUUUACAGCAGUAAAACCCUAAGACAGAAGUUGGUUCCAGGGACUGGGGUAAUGCUGUGAUAGGCUUGACCAGACUUUUGUUUGGGAAAAUGUAGAUUUUAGGACUUAAGAUUUGGAAAGCAAUAGAAUCCUUUAAUUGGGGCUUAAUGGGCUUAUUCUAGUAGGAAUAUGGAAGACUUUGUUGUUGAGAAUGAUUUGAACUGUGCAGAUCAGGCCCAAGAGGUUUCAGGAGAAGGAUUUCAGUAUGUGGAGUAGAGACUGUUUUUGUGGUAUUUUGGUGAAGAAUAUGGCUGCUUUUUACCAUUGUCUGAAGAGUCUGCCUGAGGCCCACGUGAAGAGAUUUAGAUUGCUUUGAAGAAGGAAGUCUAAAAAACGGCCUGGUAUAAAUUCUAUUGUGUGGUUAAAACAUAUGGUUCAAGGGCUAGAGAGAUGGCUCAGCGGUUAAGAGCACUGACUGCUCUUCCAGAGGUCCUGAGUUCAAUUCCCAGCAACCACAUGGUGGCUCACAACCAUCUGUAAUGGGAUCUGAUGCCCUCUUCUGGUGUGUUUGAAGAUGGCUAAAGUGUACUCAUUAUAUAUAUAAAAUAAAUAAGAUCUGGGGGGCAGGGAGAAAAAAAAACAUAUGGUUCAAGUAUUAAAGGGGCUCCAGGAAGUGAAAUGGAGCUGAAUCCUAUGUUCUAGGAGAGAACAGAUUAAGGAAGUGGGAUUUUGGGGAAAGAUAGGUGCAGGCAUGGUAGUACACACCUUUAAUUCUAGGAGACAAAGCCAAGCAGUUCAAGGCCAGCCUGGAACAGAGCAAGUACUAGGUGAAGGAAAGCUUGAGUCCACAGGUGGGGUGAUACUUGUUUUUAAUCCCAGCGUUCAAGAAAUGGAGCCAUACAGAUCUCUGAGUUCAAGGUCAAUCUACAGAGCAAGUUUCAGGACAGCCACGCUUAAGCAGUGAGGUACUUAGAAAAUAGAAAGCUAGUAAUAGAAUAAGGGAGGCCACGUUCCAGCCCCAGCAAACAGCAGAACUCGGCAGCUUGAGUUCUGAGACAGAUUAUGCAGCUUGCUCAGAGUCAUAUGACUUACAGAACCUGAAUUUAAAUGCCAGGGUCUAUGCUCUUAGGGUCAUCAUAUAUAAAGUAAUGGCUGUUUUAAAAAAAUUCAAGAACAGAUUUAGAACAGAGCACACUCCUCUUCCUUGAUGUAUCUACCAGAGAUAAGAAAUAUGGAUAACAGGCAUGGUAUUAUUUUAGGGAGCCAGUUGAAAAUACAGCAGUGUUUACUUUAUGGGCAGCUGUGAGUGUGGUAAGACAGGGAGAACCUUAAAAUUGGCAGUUGUGUAUAGCUUUGAGAUAGAGGAAUCUUGCUGUAUAGCCCUAGUUGGCCUAGAAUCCCCUACGUAGAUUAGGUUGGCCUUGAACUUGGGGUCCUCCUGCCUUUGACAUCUCUAUGCUGGGCAUUACAAAUGUGUACCACCUUGCCAGCUUUAAAAUUGAGAUGUUAAUCUAAUUGUGAUUGUUUCUUGAUGGUUAGUGUUAGAGAGGUAUGAAGUUUUGAAUGAUUCUCAUGCUCUUACAUCUUGAGUUCAAAGAUGUUGCUUAGGUUUUGGUCUUUUUAAAAAAUUUUUAUAUUUAUUUUAUAUUGUGUUGGCCUGCAUAUAUGUAUGUGUACCACAUGGUGUCUGGUGUCACAGAAGUUAUCUAGAUGAUAGUGUUGGGUCCCCUGGAACUGGACUUGCAGGUGGUUGUAAGCUACCACGUGGGUGCUGUGAACAGAACCAGGGUCCUAUGCAAGAGCAGCAAGUUCUCUCAACUGAACCAUCUCUCCAGCCCUACUUAGGUUGUUAGCAGUGCACUUAUCCUGACUACUUAAUAAACUUUUAAAACAUUAAGUUUCUUCCUUUUGGCCUUCACUUUUCCUGUUUUCUGCCUAGAAUGUCCCAACCCACUUUGCCUUUAUUUCAAACCUAUGUUAACAGGCUUACUACAACAUUUACUUCAUUGUUUUCUAUGGUCCCAAUUAGAAUAGCUAUCUUGGUGCCUUUUACCUCAUUUCUCUCUGUUUCACGUAUUUGAUUGUUUUUUUUUUUUGUGUGUGUGUGUCAGAAUUCCUCAUGGAAAUGAAAGCAGAGUGUACAUGUUUUUUCUCUGUGAGGUUAUAUUAGUAUGUUACACAAUGCCUGGAACAAAGUAGGUUGGUCAGUGCGCAUGAUAGAGCUCACCUGCCAGUACUUAGAUGUUAGAGGCAGGAAGAACAGGAGCUCAAGGUUAUUUUUGGCUGUUAGGAAGUUUGAAGAUAGCCUGAACUGUAUGCCCACUAAGGACCUGAGUUCUCUCUCCUGGACCCACAUGGUGGAAGAAGAACCAACGCCUAUUGAAGGAGAAUCAAUCUCCACAUGGAUGCUGAAGUGGUACACACUUGUACACACACACACACACACACACACGUACACGUACACUACAUAGUUGACUUUUUUUGGUUUGUGUGUUUGUUUUUUGUUUUUGUUUUUUUUCUUUUGUUUUUUAAGCAACUAAAGUAAAUGGUAGAAAAGUCUUGAACAAAAGUAGUCUAAACUGACAUAGUCUUCUGUAUGUGAUGAAGCUAAACAAAGACAAUGUGUAACUAUGUGUCAGUGUUUGUUGUCUUUGGAUGAAAAAUACCUCAACAGAUAAGCUCAGAAGUCUUCCACUAAGAAAACUAGAAAAUUCUUAGGUUUAUGUUUGUGUUGCUUGUGUGAAGUGCCUAGGCCCUCAUAAAGGCCUUCACUUAUGUGAGAACAGUAGGACUGGUUCAACCCUGGACUGCUGUCUUCAUGGGCCUGUGUUCUCUUGUGCUGUGAUACGUAGACACUUGAGUCCGGAUUAAAAACAAAAAGAGUAGUUUUACUGCCUUAAAAUUUCUCCGCAUUUCACUUAUUUUUUUCUUUUUUCAUACUCUGACAACCAUUCAUCUUUUUACUGUCCUUGUAGUUUUCCUCUUCCAGAAUGCCAUACGUAACCAGAGUCAUUCUACACUAUGUACUGUGCUCAGACUGACUUCUUUCAUGUCACUGAAAGAUUAGGUUCAUGAGAGUUUUUGUUCAUUUUUUUGAAACAAAGUCUGAUGUAAUCUAGGCUGGCACUGAAUUUACUAUGUAUCUGAAACUGACCUUCAACUCUUGAUGCUCCUGCCUCUACCUCCGAAGUGCUAAGAGUACAGGUGUUCAACAUCAUACUGGGCCAUGAGAACUUUAUAUGGACCUAGUUUUUACUUCAUUUGUGUAAAUACUUCAUUUGUGUAAAUAAAUUUGUUGGAUCAUAUGGUUAAACUAUGUUUAGGGUUUUUUUUUCUUUUUGGUUUUUCGAAACAGGGUUUCUCUGUAUAGCACUGGCUAUCCUGGAACUCACUUUGUAGACCAGGCUGGCCUCGAACUCAGAAAUUCGCCUGCCUCUGUCUCCCAAGUGCUGGAAUUAAAGGAGUGUGCCACCACACCCAGCUUAUGUUUAGUUUUUGUAGGAAACUGUCAAACUGUCUUCCAAAGUGACUGUACUGCUUUGCAGUCUCAUCAGCAAUGAAUGAGGUUUCCUGUUGCUUCAUUCUCGACUGCACUUAGUUUUAGCAAGUUUCUUUAUUUUUUUAAUUUUCGAACCAUUCUAGUAGUGCUAUAGUGCUCCUAUCUUUAAAAAUGUUUUAUCAUGACAUUGACAUUUUGAGAGUGAUAGUUUUAUUGUGUGUGUGUGUGUGUGUGUGUGUGUGUGUUGUGUGUGUGUGUGUUGUGUGUUGUGUGUUGUGUGUGUGUGUGUGUGUGUGUGUGUUGUGUGUUGUGUGUUGUGUGUGUGUGUGUGUGUGUGUGUGUGUGUGUGUGUGAGAGAGAGAGAGAGAGAGAGAGAGAGAGAGAGAGAAUUCUUGAGCAGGCGAGCACAAGCACAUACAUAUUGCCAUUGUACAUGUGUGGAGGGCCAGAGGACAACUUAUUAGAAUUGGGUCUCUCCUGCAACAUGUGAGUUCCAGGGAUUGAACUUGAACCAUCAUACUUGGUGGCAGCUGAUUUUACAUAUUGAGCUGUCUCAUUGGCCCUGUUAAUGUGAUUUUUGUUUUGUUUUGAAGACAGGGUUUUUCUAUGUAGCCUUGGCUGCCCUGGAAUUUGUUCUGUAGACCAGGCUGGCCUCGAACACAGAUCAGCCUGCCUCUGUCUCCCAAGUGCUGGUAUUAAAGGCGUGUAUUAUCAAGCCUAGCAUUAAUGUGACUUUUUAAACAGUGCUUUAAGAAUACUUUACACUUUCUCAAAUCCCUAGAGAGUUAGAUUGCCCCUGGUUUGUCUUCAGCAUCACUAGCAGUAUUAGCCAGAUUAAAGGAUAAAAUUACUGUUUCUCCUUUUCUUUUAGAAGUGAGUUGCUAGCUGCCAGAUGUAUCCAGCUUUUUGUGGUGGUAUUGUAAUCUAUUAAGUUCAUAGUGAAGACUCAAAAUCAAGUAACGCACACAUGAAAUAACACCUGCUUGGAUAAUUUUUUUUCUCAAAAAUAAUUUUAUAGGGCUGGUGAGAUGGCUCAGCGGUUAAGAGCACUGGCUGCUCUUCCAAAGGUCCCGAGUUCAAAUCCCAGCAACCACAUGGUGGCUCAUAACCAUCUGUAAUGGGAUCUGAGGCCCUCUUCUGGUGUGUCUGAAGACAACUACAGUGUACUUACAUAUAAUAAAUAAUUUAAAAAAUAAUUUUAUGGUGUUUUAAGUAAGUUUUAAGCUGCAUGAAGUCCUUUGGUCAUGGGUUAGACAUGUCUUCAAAUCUAGACCAUCCUGAAAGUAGGUGAAGGGUUUAGGUGCGUUUCCUGGAGGAAUAAGUAUCCGUAUAUUAUUUUAUUUGGAAUUCUGUAAGGAAAAUUUAUUACUCUUGUUUCAUUUAUUAUUUUCCUGAGGCACUGGGAAUUAUUCCUAGGCUUUACAAAUAUUAGACAAGUGCUAUGCCACUGAGCAGUAUCUCACAGUUUUCUUUAAAAAAACAAAACAAACAAACAAAAACCUUGGUGGCACAUGCCUUUAAUCCCAGCACUCAGGAGGCAGAGGCAGGCUUGGUCUACAAAGUGAGUUCCAGGACAGCCAGGGCUACACAGAGAAACCCUGUCUUGAAAAACCAAAAAAAAAAAAAAAAAAAGAAAAGAAAAGAAAAAACCAAAAAACAAAACAAAAAACCCCUCGAAUUUGUGAUUCUCUAGCCUCUGUUUCACUAGGAGCUGGGUUUAUAAGUCUGUGCCAUCAGUCCCCCCCCCCUUUUUUUUUCUUUUUUUUUUUUUAAAUUCUUUGUGGUGUGUGUAUAUCACAUGGAGGUUAGAGGACAAAUUUUGGUAGUCCUUACCUUCUACUUUGGUGGUGGGGGGGGGUUGUUGUGGUUUUUUUGUUUUUGUUUUGGUUUGGUUUUUGGCAGAGUCUCUGUUUCUACUUCAUUGCCAUGGUACUGCAGGCUAGCUGGCACAGCUAAUGAGCUUCUAGACAGUUCUAUCUCCACCUCCCAUCUCAUUGUAGGAAAACUGAGAUUACAGGUGCAUGCUACCACAUUGAGCUUUUUAUGUGAGUCCCUAGGACCCUAAUUCAGGUCAUCAGGAAUAUGUAACAAUUGCUUUUACCCACUGAACCUUCUCCAUUGAUCUAUCUAUUUUUUGAGUCAGUCUGUCUUGCUGAACCUAACUUUUGCCCUUUUGGCUAAACUGACCAGUGAACCCCAGAAUCUACUCUGUCCUGUCUUGCUUUUAUAUAGAUGUUGGGGAUUGGGCUAAGGUCCUCAUGCUUGCUUAGCAAGCACAUUCGCUGAGCCGUCUCUUAGCCCAUUGUUUGUUUGUUUUUUGUUUUGUUUUGUUUGUUUUGUUUUAAGCGCUGACUUAUUUUCUGGCACUACAAGAUGUACUGGGCUCCUCCUUUAUGUUUCCCUAAUUCAGCUCCAGAAUUAGAAUUAGACUGUUCUUUCUUGAGCUCUAGUCCUUUUAGUGGGUACUUAGAAAUCAAGAUGCAGAUACACAGUAUACUUUCCACUAUGGGGUAUGCCCUGUAUUGGUAUACCCUCUCAACUGAAAGAAUUAGGUAGUAUAUGCUAGUGUCCUCCAUGGCAUAUAUAAUUGUCUUUGUAUCUUUCCAUCUAUGUUUCCAUUAAGAUAGACAUGCAGUUUAUACAGAUAAAAAGACAUUCCUUUUGACAUUCAGAGGAAACUUAGAUGUCCUCUUUGUAAUUUGCUUUUCACUGAGAUUGGUCCCACCCCCCACCCCCUCCCUAUCCUGUUAGCCUCACUGUUGUCCAGUCCCUGAUAAUACCUUUUAAUUGCCAGAAAACAUUGUUUUUCUAAUUUGGCAACAGUAUUUGUUCUUGUUAUAGGCCUUGGUCUAGAGGUGCAUUCAAAACAUUGCAGUUUUGUUAUAGAUAUGAUUGCAAAUGAACCAUAAUAACCUGUAUCUUUAUGUUUUGUUUUGGUCAGAGUUUUUUUGUAUAGCUCUGGCUGUCUUGAAACUUGCUUUGUAGAGCAGGCUGCCUGGCACUCAGAGAUCUGCCUGCCUCUGCCUCCUGACUACUGGGUCUAAAGGUAUGUGCCACCACUUCCUGGCACCUUUUUAUCUUGUUAAACAUGAUCUUUAUUAUGUUAUGAAAGAGUAUAGAACCUUGACAUCUUGAUUAUAUUUAUUCCUAGUUGUUUGUUACUAAUUAAAAUAACUUUUCUUAAUUUAAUUAUGUGGUGGUGGAAACACUUGACCAUAAGGCCAGAAGAGUCAGAUGCCUCUAAAGUUGGAGUUUCAGCAAGCUUUUGGAUAAUUACUAUUUCUGUAAUACUAAAAUAAGACAAACCACUAUUCCUUCAUAAUGAUUUAAUCCAGGGGUAGAAAAUAGGACUAUAAUAUUUGUCAAUGCUACAGUUAUUUUAUUACUGAGAAAUUUGACAUUGAAAACACCUUGAUUAUUGGGUAACUGGAGAAGUACCAUUUCAUAAUACUUUAGAUGUGGGAAACUUGUCAAUAUAAACUUAUAUAUAGUUCUGUACAUGAGAAUACUAAAGUCCCAAAGAUGAGAUGACUUCUGAAGUGUUAAAGGUAGUUAAUGUCAGGAAGAAGUUGUGAAAUAUUUUUUCCCUUCCUCCCUCUCUUUCUCCCACUGUACCAUUGGGAUUAAAGACGUGCGCCACCAUGCCCGGCUUACACACAAGUAAUUUUUAAAAAAGAAAGAAAAGCAGUUUUAGUAUUCUUGGGUAUAGAACCCAGGGAGUCAGACUUGAUGAACAAGUUGGAGAGACAGAAUUCAGUGAAAAAAAUGAUACUCAGUGAUAAUCUUUAAAGCUCUCAGAGACCAUAUAUUUGCUCCUUGAGUUUUUGGGUUUUGUUUUGUUUUGUUUUUAAUUUUAAUUGUAUGGAGGUCAGAGAACUUUGUAGAGUUCUCUCCUUGCAUCUCUGUGUGGAUUCUAGAGAUUGAAUUAAGGUUGCUAGGCUUGUUCUGUAAAUACCCUUACCUGAUGAUGACCAAGAAAAAAUACUGUUUAUUCCCUGAGAUAUUAAUGCAGUUUCCUUACAAAAAUUUCAAGAACUUCCUUUUAAAUUACAUAGUUGUAUAUACCAAUUGUAUUUGUAUGCAAUAUCCCUUUGCUUACAUAGACUUGUAAAUUAUUGGUGAAUUUUUGAAAGGUCAUCUUUUAUUCACAAGAGGGUUUUUUUUUUCCCUUCCUGUUACCAUCCUACCUAUCUGAUAUUACCUUUCUUUUGCUGUGAAGGAAGUCUGUGAAAAGACAAGGGGAAGCAUUGAAAGCUGCUAGAAUUUCUGUGUCUUUAUGUUGCAGUUUGAAAAUUGCUACUUCUAAGAGAAGUUAAUGGAAAAAAAGCAGCUUCCAUAAUUUACUCUGAUGGUUUGACUAUUAUCUGCAGUAACUUUUUUACAACCUUCGAAAACCUUAGAAUUGUGGUAUUGGAAACUAGUCAUCUUUACUUUUGUGAUAUUACCUUUAUUACUAUCAAACCAGAGAUUCACUUCCAAGUUGUUCCAUUAUUUACCUCCUACUUUGAAAAACCUUUGAGCUAGAGGCAGCACAUCCUGGGCCUGCAGACCUCUGGGUAAAGGUUGCUGUGGCCCCUUUAAGCGUUCUGUGUGCGUGCAGAAGAGCAUUGAGGGUGGGGCGGGCACUCUUGACAGUGGUGCUCCUGUCCCCGCCCCCGUAGGAGGCGGUUCCCAGCAGCUGACUUGCCAAUGCCGCCGCCUCCCGCCUGCUACCGGGUAUUCCUGCUGAUCCUGCACGGACAUUAGGGCGGACCUCGUCCUGCUAGGGUAGCGAACUACUUUUAACUCCAAGAGAAAACUAGAAGCACAAUGGGAGAUGACAGUGAGUGGUUGAAAUUACCAGUUGAUCAGAAAUGUGAACACAAGCUAUGGAAAGCAAGAUUAAGUGGGUAUGAAGAAGCCUUGAAGAUCUUCCAGAAAAUAAAGGAUGAAAAGAGUCCAGAAUGGUCCAAAUACUUAGGAUUAAUCAAAAAAUUUGUCACUGAUUCCAAUGCAGUGGUUCAAUUGAAAGGACUAGAAGCUGCACUUGUCUAUGUUGAAAAUGCUCAUGUUGCAGGAAAAACAACGGGAGAGGUUGUAUCAGGUGUUGUAAGUAAAGUCUUCAACCAACCUAAAGCCAAAGCCAAGGAACUGGGCAUAGAGAUUUGCCUCAUGUAUGUUGAGAUUGAAAAAGGAGAGUCUGUACAAGAAGAGCUUCUGAAGGGCCUGGAUAACAAGAACCCCAAGAUCAUAGUGGCCUGUAUAGAAACACUGAGGAAAGCCUUAAGUGAAUUUGGUUCCAAAAUCAUCUCACUUAAGCCAAUUAUUAAAGUGUUGCCAAAACUAUUUGAAUCUCGAGACAAGGCUGUUCGGGAUGAAGCCAAAUUAUUUGCUAUAGAGAUUUAUCGAUGGAAUCGAGAUGCUGUGAAACACACACUACAAAAUAUAAAUUCUGUCCAGUUGAAAGAAUUAGAAGAAGAGUGGGUCAAGCUGCCAACAGGUGCUCCUAAGCCCAGUCGGUUUCUGCGUUCCCAACAAGAACUAGAAGCUAAACUGGAACAGCAACAGUCUGCUGGUGGAGAUGCAGAAGGGGGUGGUGAUGAUGGUGAUGAGGUACCACAGGUAGAUGCUUAUGAGCUUCUGGAUGCGGUAGAGAUCCUUUCCAAACUUCCCAAAGACUUUUAUGACAAAAUUGAGGCAAAGAAAUGGCAAGAGAGAAAAGAAGCUCUGGAGGCUGUAGAAGUACUAGUGAAAAACCCCAAGCUGGAAGCAGGCGAUUACGCAGAUUUAGUGAAAGCAUUAAAAAAGGUUGUUGGAAAGGACACCAAUGUCAUGUUGGUAGCUUUGGCAGCAAAAUGUCUUACUGGCUUAGCUGUUGGGCUCAGAAAGAAAUUUGGACAAUAUGCAGGACAUGUUGUGCCAACAAUUUUGGAAAAAUUCAAAGAAAAGAAGCCUCAAGUGGUACAAGCCCUGCAGGAGGCAAUUGAUGCAAUCUUCCUCACUACCACACUACAGAACAUCAGUGAGGAUGUCUUAGCAGUAAUGGAUAAUAAAAAUCCCACCAUCAAGCAGCAGACAUCACUUUUUAUUGCAAGAAGCUUUCGUCACUGCACUUCCUCUACAUUGCCGAAGAGUCUACUAAAACCCUUUUGUGCUGCUCUACUUAAGCACAUCAAUGAUUCUGCUCCUGAAGUCAGAGAUGCUGCAUUUGAAGCACUGGGUACAGCUUUGAAGGUGGUUGGUGAGAAAUCAGUAAACCCAUUUUUAGCUGAUGUUGACAAACUCAAACUUGAUAGGAUCAAAGAAUGUUCAGAAAAAGUAGAACUGGUUCAUGGUAAAAAAUCUGGACUUGCAACUGAAAAGAAGGAAUCCAAGCCUCUACCUGGAAGGGCUGCAGCAUCAGGGGCUGCAGGGGACAAAGACACAAAAGAUGUUUCAGGACCCAAACCAGGACCGUUAAAAAAAACACCUACUGCUAAGGCUGGUGGACCAUCUAAGAAAGGUAAAACAACUGCACCAGGUGGCUCAGCAAGUGCCGGGACAAAGAAUAAGAAAGGAUUGGAGACCAAAGAAAUAGUGGAGCCAGAACUCUCAAUUGAAGUAUGUGAAGAGAAAGCUUCAGCUGUUCUUCCCCCAACCUGUAUUCAGCUUCUAGACAGCAGCAACUGGAAGGAAAGGCUGGCCUGUAUGGAAGAAUUCCAAAAGGCUGUUGAACUAAUGGAGCGAACUGAGAUGCCGUGCCAGGCAUUGGUGAAGAUGCUAGCAAAAAAACCUGGAUGGAAAGAAACUAAUUUUCAGGUGAUGCAGAUGAAGCUUCACAUUGUUGCUUUGAUUGCCCAGAAGGGAAAUUUUUCUAAAACGUCUGCUCAGAUUGUAUUAGAUGGCCUUGUAGACAAGAUUGGAGAUGUGAAAUGUGGGAACAAUGCAAAAGAAGCCAUGACAGCAAUAGCUGAAGCGUGCAUGCUGCCCUGGACAGCUGAGCAGGUGAUGUCAAUGGCCUUCUCACAAAAGAAUCCUAAGAAUCAAUCAGAAACUCUAAAUUGGCUAUCAAAUGCAAUAAAAGAAUUUGGAUUUUCUGAGUUGAAUGUCAAAGCUUUCAUUAGCAACGUGAAGACUGCUCUUGCUGCAACAAAUCCUGCUGUGAGGACUUCUGCCAUCACCCUGCUUGGCGUGAUGUAUCUAUAUGUUGGUCCUUCUUUGAGAAUGAUCUUUGAGGAUGAGAAGCCUGCCCUCCUAUCCCAGAUAGAUGCAGAAUUUCAAAAGAUGCAGGGACAAAGUCCUCCCGCUCCAACGAGGGGAAUUGCUAAGCACAGCACAAGUGCUACAGAUGAAGGAGAAGAUGGAGAGGAACCAGGUGAAGGGGGCAAUGAUGUUGUUGAUCUUUUGCCGAGGAUUGAGAUCAGUGACAAAAUUACUUCAGAGUUGGUGUCUAAGAUUGGUGACAAGAAUUGGAAGAUCAGGAAAGAAGGCCUAGAUGAAGUGGCAGGUAUUAUCAAUGAAGCAAAAUUUAUCCAACCAAAUAUAGGUGAACUUCCAACUGCCUUGAAGGGUCGACUGAAUGAUUCAAACAAAAUCUUGGUGCAGCAGACACUGAAUAUCCUUCAGCAACUGGCAGUAGCCAUGGGUGCAAACAUCAGGCAGCAUGUAAAGAACCUGGGCAUCCCUGUCAUUACUGUUCUCGGAGAUAGCAAGAACAAUGUUCGAGCUGCUGCCCUAGCAACUGUGAAUGCUUGGGCAGAACAAACUGGCAUGAAAGAAUGGCUGGAGGGAGAAGAUCUUUCUGAAGAACUUAAAAAGGAAAAUCCCUUCCUGAGGCAAGAGCUUCUGGGAUGGCUGGCAGAGAAACUACCUACACUCCGUUCCACUCCUACAGAUCUUAUCCUUUGUGUUCCUCAUCUGUAUUCCUGUCUAGAAGAUCGAAAUGGAGAUGUACGGAAGAAGGCCCAAGAUGCUUUGCCAUUCUUUAUGAUGCAUUUAGGAUAUGAAAAAAUGGCUAAGGCUACUGGGAAACUAAAGCCAACUUCUAAAGAUCAAGUACUGGCCAUGCUAGAAAAGGCCAAAGCUAACAUGCCAUCCAAGCCUGCUGCACCUGCUAAGGCCAUGUCCAAACCAAUGGGAGGGUCGGCUCCAGCCAAAACCCAGCCUAUACCAGCACCUGUUGAAGAUUCUGUUUCCAGUACCAUAGAAGCUAAGCCUGAUCUGAAAAAGGCUAAAGCUCCAGGCGUUUCUUCCAAAGCAAAGAGUGUACAAGGGAAGAAAGUGCCAAGCAAAACCACCUUAAAGGAAGACGACGACAAAUCUGGUCCUAUUUUUAUUGUUGUUCCAAAUGGAAAGGAGCAAAGGAUGAGAGAUGAGAAAGGAUUAAAGGUGCUAAAGUGGAAUUUUACUACCCCACGGGAUGAGUACAUUGAACAGCUGAAGACUCAGAUGUCUACCUGUGUGGCUAAAUGGUUACAGGAUGAAAUGUUUCACUCAGAUUUCCAGCAUCACAAUAAAGCCCUAGCUGUCAUGGUUGAUCACUUGGAAAGUGAAAAAGACGGUGUCAUCAGUUGCUUAGAUCUUAUCUUAAAAUGGCUUACCCUCCGGUUUUUCGACACCAAUACAAGCGUUCUAAUGAAAGCACUGGAAUAUUUAAAAUUGCUUUUCACCCUGCUGAGUGAGGAAGAGUAUCAUCUUACUGAGAAUGAAGCAUCGUCCUUUAUCCCCUAUCUCAUCCUCAAGGUUGGAGAACCAAAGGAUGUCAUUCGUAAAGAUGUCCGUGCUAUCCUGAACCGGAUGUGCCUUGUCUACCCAGCCAGCAAAAUGUUCCCCUUCAUUAUGGAAGGAACCAAGUCCAAAAACUCUAAGCAGAGAGCAGAGUGCCUGGAAGAGCUAGGUUGCUUAAUUGAGUCCUAUGGUAUGAAUGUUUGUCAGCCAACCCCAGGAAAAGCCUUAAAGGAGAUAGCUAUUCACAUAGGAGACCGAGACAAUGCUGUACGGAAUGCUGCCCUCAACACCAUUGUAACAGUGUACAACGUGCAUGGAGAUCAGGUGUUCAAACUGAUUGGAAAUCUUUCUGAGAAAGACAUGAGCAUGCUUGAGGAGAGGAUAAAGCGGUCAGCAAAGAGACCCUCUGCUGCACCUGUGAAACAGGCCGAAGAGAAACCUCAGCGCACACAGAAUAUAAACUCUAAUGCCAACAUGCUACGCAAGGGACCAGCUGAGGAUAUGUCCUCCAAACUUAAAAUUAUGUAUCGCACAUAUAGGAUUCAAGCUCGAAGCCUGAGUGGGCAUCCUGAAGCAGCCCAGAUGGUUCGCCGAGAAUUCCAGCUGGAUUUAGAUGAGAUUGAAAAUGAUAAUGGUACAGUCCGCUGUGAAAUGCCAGAGCUUGUCCAGCACAAACUUGAUGACAUUUUUGAACCUGUCCUUAUUCCUGAACCUAAGAUCCGGGCUGUUUCUCCACAUUUUGAUGACAUGCACAGUAAUACAGCAUCCACAAUCAAUUUCAUUAUCUCCCAAGUAGCCAGUGGUGACAUCAACACAAGCAUCCAAGCUCUGACACAGAUUGAUGAGGUCCUGAGGCAGGAAGACAAAGCUGAAGCUAUGUCUGGCCACAUUGAUCAGUUUCUGAUAGCAACAUUCAUGCAGCUAAGACUCAUCUACAGCACACACAUGGCAGAUGAGAAGUUGGACAAGGAUGAAAUCAUCAAGUUGUAUAGCUGUAUCAUUGGCAACAUGAUUUCGCUAUUUCAGAUAGAGAGCUUGGCCCGGGAGGCCUCCACUGGAGUACUGAAAGACCUGAUGCAUGGACUGAUCACCUUAAUGCUGGAUUCUCGGAUUGAAGAUCUGGAGGAAGGACAACAGGUGAUUCGUUCUGUGAACCUCUUGGUGGUGAAGGUUUUGGAGAAAUCAGACCAGACCAAUAUCCUCAGUGCCCUGCUUGUUUUACUUCAGGACAGCCUGCUAGCAACAGCUAGUUCUCCCAAAUUCUCAGAGCUUGUUAUGAAGUGUCUAUGGAGAAUGGUUCGACUAUUACCUGACACCAUCAACAGCAUUAACCUAGACAGAAUUCUUCUGGACAUCCACAUUUUCAUGAAGGUCUUUCCCAAAGAGAAAUUGAAGCAAUGCAAAAGUGAAUUUCCUAUAAGGACUCUAAAGACCCUUCUACAUACUUUAUGCAAAUUAAAAGGACCUAAAAUCCUAGACCACCUUACAAUGAUUGAUAAUAAGAAUGAGUCAGAAUUGGAGGCCCACCUGUGUCGGAUGAUGAAGCAUAGUAUGGACCAGACUGGGAGCAAGUCUGAUAAGGAAACAGAAAAGGGAGCUUCUCGAAUAGAUGAAAAAUCAUCAAAGGCCAAAGUAAAUGAUUUCUUAGCUGAGAUUUUUAAGAAGAUUGGCUCCAAAGAGAACACUAAGGAGGGCCUAGCAGAGUUAUAUGAAUAUAAGAAGAAAUAUUCAGAUACUGACAUUGAACCAUUUCUGAAAAAUUCCUCGCAGUUCUUUCAGAGUUAUGUUGAGAGAGGCCUUCGGGUGAUUGAGAUGGAGAGAGAAAGCAAAGGCCGGAUUCCUACUUCAACAGGCAUUUCCCCUCAGAUGGAGGUCACAUGUGUGCCCACCCCCACAAGCACAGUGUCCUCCCUAGGUAACACAAAUGGAGAAGAAGUGGGGCCAUCUGUCUACUUGGAAAGGCUAAAAAUUCUGCGGCAGCGGUGUGGUCUUGACAACACAAAGCAAGAUGACCGGCCUCCACUGACCUCUUUGCUCUCCAAACCAGCAAUUCCUCCAGUUGCCUCCUCCACAGACAUGCUCCAUAGCAAGCUCUCACAGCUCCGGGAGUCCCGGGAACAGCACCAGCACUCAGACCUGGAUUCCAACCAGACCCACUCUGCAGGAACCAUGACCUCCUCCUCCUCCACAACUAACAUUGAUGACUUGAAAAAGAGACUGGAGAGAAUAAAGAGCAGUCGCAAAUGAAGCUGCCCACCCUCGGCACUCUGCAGCUUUAGUUACUGAUCUAGAAGCCCUGUAGUGUGAAGCGGCCGCUGCAGGCCAUUGUACACAAACUGGUUGUAUGUAUCAGACUGCAGAUGGGAGGAGCAGUGGUGCCUCAAGUCUGCACAUGCUCUGCUUCUAGAAGACUGACUGUGGAUUAGCUUAGUGUACAGACUUUAAACAGCUGCUCCCUCAGCUCAGAGUAGGUUCCAUAUCCUUUUUUUUUGUUUUGUUUUAAUGGCUCAUUUGUAAAAUUGUCCUAAUUUUUCCUAGCUUUCAGCCAUUAGAAACUCUUUUAAUAGUUCCUUUUGAGUUGUGAGCUCUUCUUCUGUAGCCCUGAAGGGACACUGUAUUCUGUAUGAAUGCAUGGCAUGAGACAACUAAUUUAAGAGACUUUUAUAAAUAAAGUUUGCAUUAACUAUACCCAUUUCCCAAAA